AUGUUCUUCCAACUUCCGAGAAGCAUCUGGAAUUAUGAUAAUGUCAGUUAUGUCAUAACCGGAAAGAUAGUCGGAUUCCCCAGCUGCACGUGGUACAAAUCGAAUACACGUCUUUUCAUGAUACUAUCCAUUGAGAGAGGGAAAGCAAGAGAGGGACUUUUGCUAACAAAGCUCUCUCAUGAGGAGAAUAAUGAGGUGAAAUUGCAUAGGGAAUUCGAGCAUUUGGCCAGAGCUUUGCCGCCCGCGAGACUCCAUUUCUCUAUAAUAGUCAAUAUCGUCAGAUAG
Auanema sp. JU1783 is the source of this 285-nucleotide messenger RNA. The record is from the annotation of a GenBank genome assembly. NCBI's taxonomy places the organism in Eukaryota, Metazoa, Nematoda, Chromadorea, Rhabditida, Rhabditidae.